AAAACCGUUGCAUUAGGCCAGCUAAUCCAACGGCUCAUUUUGGCUAAUCCAACGGCAGUAUUGCCUAAUCCAACGACACAUUCUAACCUACGCCCGCCUAGGCUAAUCAAAAAGCAAAAUGGCUAAUGCAACAGCACUGCUUUUAUAUUGGUGCCAAAACGAAAUUUCCAUUUAUUAACUUCCCUCCUCAUUUUUCCCCAAAUACAUCUCACUACGCUCGCAAUUACCCAGAAGAUAACUCAUUUUUCCCUAAUUUUCAUUUUUAGCUCUGUCUUCGUUCCCACGCCCUUCAGUUCCUCAUUUUUCCCAAUUCAGUGCCCAACUUUGUUCACAAAUUCAGAUUUUUUUUUCCCAAUUCACGAUUCGCCAAGCUUUGUUGACAAGUAGAUCAGGCGAAUUGAAGGAAGGCGCUGGCGGUAGCGGUGGUAGUGGCUGAUUGCUUGACUCUUGCAUGUGACAAAUUUCCUCGGAUCUUUUAAGGUGAAGGAAGGCGCUUGCGGUAGCGGUGGUGGUGGCUGAUUGCUCGACUCUUGCAUGUCACAAAUUUCCUCGGAUCUUUUAAGAUGAAGGGGAAUAAAACAAAAGUUUCUGCUUCCCAAAGUCAGGUUACAGAUUAUGAGUUAUAAAGGAUUCAAAGAUUAAAGUUCAAUGCAGAAAGAAUGUCAGCCCAAGGAUCGGGAUCCUUAGCGAAUAAGAUACUUCAACAAAAGACAAAAGACCUACUUUCUCCAAGUGCAAGGCAGACAAAAGAUGACUCCACGUUAGAGUAUGAUGGUGAAGAGGAGGGCGAAACUAUGGAAGAUGACAGUCUUGCGUCUGGAAAAAGAAAGGUCUCAAAGAAACUACAUUUAAUUUGCACACGUAAAACGGCUAUUGUGAAGAUGAAUAGCCAGAAAAGGCAGCAUGUUGAUGACUUUUGCGACAAUAACUCUGUUGAUUUGGCCAAGCAAGUUCAGGAUCAUGGCAUCCAAAGGAAGCAUCAACAACAGCAAGUUGGGUCAAAAAGUAAAGGCAAAAAAAGAGCAUUCUGUUCUCCUGGUUCAAUGUCAGCAUACCUUGAGUUUCGGAAACGGCAAAAAGAAAACAAUGAAGUGCUUGAUGAAAGUAAUCGUUCUUUGCAUAAUUCCAUGACAGCGCGAAUACGAUAUGACAAUGAUGCAUUGAAUGCGAAUAACGAUAAUGAUGCCAUAUAUGAGAAUGAUGAUGAUGAUGGGCUGAAUGAGAAUGAUGAUGAUGAUGGGCUGAAUGAGAAUGCUAAUGCUAUUGAUAUUGAUCGUGAAGGUGAUCAAGAAUUUGACCAACAAGAUGUAGCACAGUACGGAAUGGAAGAAACAGAAAAUGAAUUAUCUUCUAAAAGGAAAAAUCAUCGAGGUCCAACAAUGCUACGUAAGGUUCAUGUGCGUACAACAGAAGAGUGUCAAGUGAUUGUUUUGAACUCAUUGGGUCAGCCAGUUGGACCUACAAAGGAGAUUGUCCAGGAGUUCAAGUUUUUUUUGGGAACUGUGGCAAGGGAUUCCGAACUAGCUCCGCUUAACUAUUUUAACUUCCCAAGCCUACCCACACUUGACAAUAUAUGGAAUUACGUCCAAGAAAAGUAUAUGGUUCCUGAUGGUGGAAUAAGUUGGGUGAUGGAUGCUGUGAACAACUGUUGGAGGUAUCAUAAAUGCCAGAUCAAGAAAAAACACUUCUAUGCAUAUGAUAACGACGCUUUAAGGUGGAAAAAUAAGCCUAAUACAAUUUCAAAUCUUCAGUUUAGAGAUCUUUUGCUAUAUUGGAAUACCGAUGAGGCUAAGAAAAUCAGUCACAACAACAAAGACAAUCGUCUAAUGUUAGAUGAUAUGCACACUUUGGGUCGUAAGUCAUUUUCCAUUUUACGCCAUGAAUUGCGGCAACAAGAUCCGGAUAAGCAAGAGCCUUCCCAAGCAAAGGUUUAUAAGGAAUCGAGAAAAAGAAGUUCUGGAAAGACAUACAAAACUAGUUGUGAAAAAGCAAAGGAUAACAUUAUGUUAAUAACUGCAACGACCCUUACUACGAAGUGAUUCCUACUGCUAAACGCAAAAGUCGUGUGCAUUUGUAUGGAUCGGGUGUGAAAAAGACAGAUUUGAAGAAGAAAGCGAAUAAGCCCGAUUUCAUAUUCCCAGAGGAAUUCAUAUCAAGUGUUACCACUGCAGUUUUGGCUCAAAUUCGCGAGGCUAACCCUACGAUUAAUAUUGUGAUUCCUGAUGUUCUGCUGCAAUCGACUCCGAAUGAUGCAUUCAGUGCACCAAAUCGAAUUGGUAACCAUAGUGGCCAAUCUUCCAAAUCAGCUGCAGCAUGUAAUCAGGUGCAUGGCGAGCUAGAUGGAGAUGAAUGAAGUACAAUGAUUAUAUAUUGUCAUCCAACAAAUGGAGCGUACACGUCGGUGACUAAUUUUAUUUAGUUCGAGCUUGUGAAGAUUAGGAUUUGUAUUUUUUACGAUUUUUAAUUAGUAAAUUUUUAUUAUUUAUUAUUAGUUAGUAUUGGUAGUGUAACAUAUAUAUGGAAACAAUAUUUUGUAAUGUAACGUACAUAUUAUAUAUACUUCGUUUAUUGUUAUAAAUAUAUUGAUAUAUUUUAUAUUUA
Messenger RNA from Chenopodium quinoa (quinoa), 2601 nucleotides. RefSeq lists its product as uncharacterized. Bases 660 to 2039 code for a protein of 459 amino acids. The record is from RefSeq and is a predicted model, not a curated record. Lineage: Eukaryota; Viridiplantae; Streptophyta; Magnoliopsida; Caryophyllales; Amaranthaceae. The transcript has 10 exons.